UUCUUCAGAUCGCCAUAAAUAUGCACCAAGGAAACCAAACGACCAUCUCUGAAUUCAUCCUCCUGGGACUCUCCAACAAGGUUGAACAACAGAAGGUCCUCUUUAUGCUUUUUCUGGGUAUGUACCUGGUCACAGUGAUUGGGAAUGGGCUCAUCAUGCUGGCCAUCAGCUUGGACUCUUACCUUCACACCCCUAUGUAUCUCUUCCUUGCCAAUCUGUCCUUUGGGGAUAUUUCCUCUAUUUCCACCUCAGUCCCCAAAAUGCUGAUGAAUAUUCAGACUAAGAGUCAAUCCAUCUCUUAUGAGAGCUGCAUCACACAGAUGUACUUUUCCAUUGUGUUCGUUGUCAUUGACAAUUUCCUCUUGGGUGUCAUGGCCUAUGACCGUUUCGUGGCUAUCUGCCACCCUCUGAACUACACAACCAUCAUGCAGCCCAGGACCUGUGCUUUGCUGACAGUCAUCCCGUGGGUCCUCAGUAAUGUUGUUGCCCUGACACACACCCUUAUGCUCAGUCGAUUGACCUUCUGUGACAGCAACAUUCUCCCACACUUCUUCUGUGACCUGGCCCCUCUGCUCAAGCUGUCCUGCUCAGACACAACAGUCAAUGAGCUUGUGUUGUUUGUCAUGGGCUUAUCUGUCAUCACCUUCCCCUUUGUCCUCAUCCUCUUCUCCUACAUCCACAUUGUCAAGGCUGUCCUGAGAAUCUCAUCCACGGAGGGAAAAUGGAAAGCCUUCUCUACCUGUGGCUCUCACCUGACAGUUGUAUUACUCUUUUAUGGGACCAUUGUAGGGGUUUACUUCUUCCCUGCCUCUACUCACCCUGAUGACAGAGAUAAGAUCGGUGCAAUCCUAUUCACUGUGGUGACACCUAUGAUGAACCCCUUCAUCUACAGCCUGAGGAACAAGGACAUGAAAGGUGUCUUGCAAAAGCUCAUCAAUAAAAAAAGGUUUCUUCUUUGA
Messenger RNA from Orycteropus afer afer, 959 nucleotides. Its product is annotated as olfactory receptor 1S1-like. The record is from RefSeq and is a predicted model, not a curated record. Gene Ontology annotation, cellular component: membrane. NCBI's taxonomy places the organism in Eukaryota, Metazoa, Chordata, Mammalia, Tubulidentata, Orycteropodidae. Gene Ontology annotation, molecular function: olfactory receptor activity; G protein-coupled receptor activity. Gene Ontology annotation, biological process: G protein-coupled receptor signaling pathway.